AUGGCUAAUAAAAGCAAUUCAUACAAAGCCAUCAGCAAGACAUUAUUGUCUUCUUUUGCUUUCUUGGAAUUAUGCCAUCUGGCUACGGGGGCUAUAAUUAUCGCUCUAGGUGUUAAAUGGCUCUCCAGUUUUGGUCUUAAUCUCAGGAGUGCUGUUAUAACGGAAAAUUUAAUUAUAGGCGGUUUCGUUGUGGGCGGAUUAAUUGUUGUUUCAUUUUUAAUCGCAUUUAUUGGGUUCAUCAAUCCAUUGAAACGUAAGAACUGGUUAUUGGCACAUACAUUCUUCAUCGUAAUUACUUCAAUUGCACUUUUGGCCUUGGGUGCAAUCAUUUGGUUUGAAACCUUGGAUGAACGAAGACAAUUUGGUGAUAGAUGGACGGGUUGGGGUGAUGAAAGAAGAGGCUACUUCCAAGAUUCGUUAAAAUGCUGCGGGUAUAAUAAUCCCACGGAUGAGAGAGUGAUAUCGGAACAUUGCCCAGAAUCUCCAAUUGACGAGACAAUACCACCCUGUAUAGAUUUAAUAACAAAAGCCGCAGAUAAAAUUUUACGUCAACUGUUUACAUCACUAUUCGGUUUCAUAACCAUUGAUAUUUUUGUAUUUUUUGCUACUAUAAUUUUGAUUCAAGCAAGGAAUGUUGAAGAACGAUAUCGUAAAAUUGACGAAAAGCAUGGUGUUUUAGGAGAUCAAGCAUUAAAAAGACAAUAUGUUUAA
Molecule: messenger RNA, 711 nt
Organism: Funneliformis mosseae
Lineage: Eukaryota; Fungi; Glomeromycota; Glomeromycetes; Glomerales; Glomeraceae
Source: the annotation of a GenBank genome assembly